Messenger RNA from Homarus americanus (American lobster), 1429 nucleotides. RefSeq names its product actin-like. The transcript is spliced from 3 exons. Lineage: Eukaryota; Metazoa; Arthropoda; Malacostraca; Decapoda; Nephropidae. The coding region runs from base 128 to 1261 and encodes 377 amino acids. The record is from RefSeq and is a predicted model, not a curated record.
UUGGCUCGAACCCACCUCUUCUACACGACGGACAUGAGGAUCCGUAUAAAAGGGCAGCUUGUAUCUGUGGCACCUUAGUCGUCCACUGCCUCAGCCCCGCCAGCAGAUUUUUCAAAACUGCUAUAUCAUGUGCGACGAUGAGGACACUUGCGCCAUUGUGUGCGACAAUGGCUCCGGCAUGGUCAAGGCUGGCUUCGCCGGUGAUGACGCUCCCCGGUCUGUCUUCCCCUCCAUCGUCGGCCGCGCCCGUCACCAGGGUGUGAUGGUCGGUAUGGGUCAGAAGGACGCCUACGUCGGUGAUGAGGCCCAGAGCAAGCGAGGUAUCCUCACUCUCAAGUACCCCAUCGAGCACGGAAUCAUUACCAACUGGGACGACAUGGAGAAGAUCUGGCAUCACACCUUCUACAAUGAGCUCCGUGUUGCACCCGAAGAAUCUGCAACUCUACUGACGGAGGCUCCCCUUAACCCCAAGGCCAACCGUGAGAAGAUGACACAAAUCAUGUUCGAAACAUUUGCUAUGCCCGCCAUGUACGUGGCCAUCCAGGCCGUGCUGUCUCUGUACGCCUCUGGUCGUACUACUGGUCUAGUGUGUGACUCUGGUGAUGGCGUCACUCAUAAUGUUCCCGUGUAUGAAGGUUAUGCUCUACCGCACGCAAUUCUUCGUCUUGACCUGGCUGGUCGUGAUCUCACUAUGUACCUGAUGAAGAUCAUGACUGAGCGUGGUUAUUCCUUCACCACCACGGCUGAGCGUGAAAUUGUUCGUGACAUCAAGGAAAAGCUUUGCUAUAUCGCUCUUGAUUUUGAGAGUGAGAUGAAUGUGGCCUCUGCCUCCUCUUCCCUGGACAAGUCUUAUGAACUUCCCGACGGUCAGGUCAUCACCAUUGGUAAUGAACGUUUCCGUGCUCCUGAGGCUCUGUUCCAGCCUUCCUUCCUGGGUAUGGAAUCUGUUGGCAUUCAUGAGUCAGUAUACAACUCCAUCAUGAGGUGCGACAUUGACAUCAGGAAGGACCUGUUCGCCAACACCGUCAUGUCUGGAGGUACCACCAUGUACCCUGGUAUUGCUGACCGCAUGCAGAAGGAAAUAACUAAUCUGGCUCCUACUACCAUCAAGAUCAAGAUCAUUGCUCCUCCCGAGCGUAAGUACUCCGUCUGGAUCGGUGGCUCCAUCCUGGCCUCUCUGUCUACUUUUCAGUCCAUGUGGGUAUCAAAGGAAGAAUAUGAUGAGUCCGGCCCCGGAAUUGUCCACCGCAAGUGCUUCUAAAAUUUUUAUUCAAUAUUAUUUUUAUACAUAAUCACCCAACUUUCAAUUUCGAAACAAUAGUUUUAAGAUUUUUUAUAUAUUUUUCGAUACAGCCUUUGUAUGUUACAACAUCAAACAAGCUUCAUAUAUCUGUACUUCAUAAAAAAGUAUAUUUUAUAUGAAUAUUAC